UUAUCAUUCAAUCCUCAAAGCACACUGGUGGCUACUGGGAGCAUGGACACAACGGCCAAACUGUGGGACAUUCAGAAUGGAGAGGAAGUGUUCACUUUAACAGGACAUUCUGCUGAAAUCAUCUCUUUGUCCUUUAACACCUUGGGAAACAGAAUCAUCACGGGAUCUUUUGAUCAUACUGUUGCAGUGUGGGAAGCUGAUACUGGAAGGAAGGUGUAUACCUUAAUCGGGCACUGUGCUGAAAUUAGCAGUGCUCUAUUCAACUGGGAUUGCUCUCUGAUAUUAACUGGCUCUAUGGACAAGACCUGCAUGCUGUGGGAUGCCACAAAUGGAAAAUGUGUGGCCACGCUGACAGGCCACGAUGAUGAAAUACUAGACAGCUGUUUUGAUUACACCGGAAAACUUAUUGCAACUGCUUCAGCCGAUGGAACAGCAAGAGUUUUCAGUGCAGCCACAAGAAAAUGCAUUACCAAAUUGGAAGGCCAUGAAGGCGAAAUUUCAAAGAUUUCUUUCAACCCCCAAGGGAAUCAUCUUCUGACUGGCAGCGCUGACAAAACAGCUAGAAUCUGGGAUGCUCAGACUGGUCAGUGCCUCCAGAUUCUCGAGGGGCACACGGAUGAGAUCUUUUCAUGUGCUUUCAACUAUAAAGGCAACAUAAUCAUUACAGGUAGCAAGGAUAAUACGUGUAGGAUAUGGCGCUGACUGAAGAAAAAGGCAGUUGAUGAACAAAUUUGCUAGUAAUGGAGAUCAAGACCUGGAGCUUCACAGAGAGCAAGCAGGCUGUUUUGAUAUUUCAUGUUUUCUCUCUUUCCAAAAGUCAGCAAUUUAUACACUAUCCUUAGCUUCAUGGAUAUGACCAUUAAAACUGAUAAAGUUAUAUCAUUUCUUGAUAUUAUUUGAUGAGAAUGACAGGAAAAAGCAUAAUGUUUGGCAAAUGUCACUGGUCAUUUCAAUUUUGUUUUUAUUUUUAGUAGCAUCAUGGUAGUGAUUAAGGAAACCAGAGUGAUUUAACAGUGUGUCUCCAAGAUUCUACUUUGUAAGCUAUUAUAAUUUCUGUUGAAUAAAGUUUUUGGA
Molecule: messenger RNA, 1074 nt
Organism: Odobenus rosmarus divergens (Pacific walrus)
Lineage: Eukaryota; Metazoa; Chordata; Mammalia; Carnivora; Odobenidae
Product: dynein assembly factor with WDR repeat domains 1
Exons: 7
Coding region: 43-702 (219 amino acids)
Biological process (GO): mRNA splicing, via spliceosome
Cellular component (GO): U4/U6 x U5 tri-snRNP complex
Molecular function (GO): protein binding; U6 snRNA binding; U4 snRNA binding
Source: RefSeq, a predicted model, not a curated record